This is a messenger RNA of Lachancea nothofagi CBS 11611, 222 nucleotides long. The record is from the annotation of a GenBank genome assembly. Lineage: Eukaryota; Fungi; Ascomycota; Saccharomycetes; Saccharomycetales; Saccharomycetaceae.
AUGAUCGAAGUAGAGGUCAAUGAUAGACUGGGUAAGAAGAUUAGAGUCAAAUGUAUGAGUGAGGAUCUCGUUGGCGAUUUCAAGAAAGUCUUGGCGCUUCAAUUGGGCGUCACAUGGAACAAGAUUGUGCUGCAGAAGGGGGGCUCUGUCUUGAAAGAUCACAUUAGUUUAGAAGAUUAUGAGGUCCACGAUGGGACCUAUCUUGAACUAUAUUACCUGUGA